This is a messenger RNA of Jaculus jaculus (lesser Egyptian jerboa), 528 nucleotides long. Its product is annotated as 39S ribosomal protein L30, mitochondrial-like. The record is from RefSeq and is a predicted model, not a curated record. The transcript has a single exon. Gene Ontology annotation, molecular function: structural constituent of ribosome. Gene Ontology annotation, biological process: translation. Bases 1 to 528 code for a protein of 175 amino acids. Gene Ontology annotation, cellular component: large ribosomal subunit; mitochondrion. Lineage: Eukaryota; Metazoa; Chordata; Mammalia; Rodentia; Dipodidae.
AUGGCAGGAAUUUUGCACUCAGUGGUACUGAGGUCCCCAGGUAAACUACAGACUGUGACAAAAACUGUGUACUCUCUCGUUGGUACAAAUUGGUUUCGUCACAAAUUUACCAAAUCAAGAAUUCCAGACAAAGUGUUUCAGCCUAGUCCUGAAGAUCAUGAAAAAUAUGGUGGAGAUCCACAGCACCCUCAUAAACUGCAUGUUGUUACCAGAAUAAGAAGUAUAAAAGGGCGUCCAUACUGGGAAAAGGAUACAAUAAAGACGCUUGGACUAGAAAAAGCACAUACGCCUCAAGUUCAUAAGAAUAUUCCUUCAGUGAACGCAAAACUAAAAGUGGUUAAACACUUGAUGAGUAUCAAGCCCCUGAAGCUGCCACAAGGACUUCCCACAGAAGAAAACAUGCCCAACACAUGUCUCAAGAGCACCGGGGAGUUAUUUGUGCGGUGGCACCUGAAGCCUGUGGAGCGGGAAGGAAAGUCUGGUGCCAAAGCAGCUUCAGACGAAAAAAUGCUACUUACUUCUAUUUAA